Asterias rubens (European starfish) is the source of this 1669-nucleotide messenger RNA. RefSeq lists its product as uncharacterized. The transcript has 6 exons. The coding region runs from base 135 to 1130 and encodes 331 amino acids. The record is from RefSeq and is a predicted model, not a curated record. Lineage: Eukaryota; Metazoa; Echinodermata; Asteroidea; Forcipulatida; Asteriidae.
AUGUGAAUCCCUCGUAAAUCCCUUACGCAAACAGUUGUUUUUCCCCAUUCAGGACCCUGAGUCGGAUCAGAUGUCAUAGAAUUUAUUCCGGAUAAAGUCCAUUGAAUAUAGAUCGAAAUAAGACUCUGGAAAUUAUGGCAACUGGACACAUUUUGCCCGGUCGCGGGAGUAUCGUGACCAAAUACCGGUCCAAGUCUGCCGACCCGACGAUGUCCGGCUACCGGUACCAUAAGGAGGGUCGCCACGCCGGUCGGGGGACCCACGGUCGCCCCUUCAACCCGUCGCACCACAGCAGAGAUUUCGCGGAAAUCAAAAGGGACGCUUUGGAAGCUUGGAACGAAGAGCUAGAAGAUUGGACCAAAUCGCCGAACAAGAGACCGACAACUUAUGAGCAUAGUUACUACGGGAAGGAGUUGAAUUCAGACGACGCGGCCAAGAUCAGGCCGAUUUCACCCACGAGGAGAAAUAAACCACAUCCCAAAGAUGUUUUCCUAACAUGCAGACUACAGAAGGUACCUGGCUAUUAUGAUCCCAAUUCGGCUAUGGGUAAAGAGAUUGGCACAGUCCAUGGAUUCCAGAACCCAGACGCAAGAAUCAAGGAAGAGGUGUACUUAGUUGAUGCAUUAUGUCCAAAGUGGGAACAAGCAGAGAGGCGCCAACUAAGACAUAAAUAUAUUGGAAGACCAAGCACAGCUAAUGUUAUGGCAUACAGGGAUGAAGAGAGGGAGAAGAUGAAGAGAGUGAUAUCAGACCCAUGGUCAGCUCAGGCAGCAGAGGCGUGGCUCAAGCUAGCUGGUAGUCAAAGUGGCAGAGCUGUGAGGACAAUGGUUGAUCAAGCCCAUACCAAAGGUCAAAGGACAAAUAGACAGUCCCUCAACAGAGCAAGUAUAAAUGUUGAUGAACAAGUCAGGGUGCCAUACCAGUCUUCCGUUCAUCGCUUCCUGAAAACGGCUGGUUAUGAAGAGGCCAGAUCAGCUGAUAAGAUGUUACAGAGUCUAGAGAGUGGACCAAGACCCCUGCCAAUGAGUGGUCCACAUUUCCAUAUCACAGACUACAGCAAAGUACACCAGAAAAUCCACCCUAAACACGUCCGCUCAGACUUCACCAUUCACCCAGAAUGGGUACCUUGAUUAUAGUAUUACAUGUACAUCUGUAUUACAGUUUUAUAGUUCAACAUUUUUUGUGAAAGCUCCAUUAAAGAAAGAGGCUAAAAUAAUAACAUCCUUUUCAUCUGACAACUAACACCCGUUAUCUCGACGAUCGUGGCAAAGUUUAAAAUGUCCCUAAAACAUGGACUGUGCUAUUUGAGUUAAAAUAAAUUUUAGUGAGAUAUUGUGACUGUUAAGUGAACAUAUCUCUAUCUUGUGCAAUCACCUUUGUACUAUUUCUCUAAUUAGUAUUACCUGAAUGUUGUGUGUGUGCAAGAAGUUCAAGCAAUUUCUGUAUGUUGAUGGCACAUAAUUUUUGACAAAAUAUGCUCACUAUUUAUUUUAUGUGUUAAUCGGUGUAAUAUCUGCAUCAGGAUUAAACAACUUUGUUGUGGUUUUAACCUUACACUAAUAAGGUGUGUGAUAAGGACUCUGGAAAACAAUCCUCGGGUAGGAUUUGAACCCACAUACCCCCUGCUUUCUAGAGCAGAUGUCUUAAAGGCAGUGGACACUAUUGGUAA